Molecule: messenger RNA, 1570 nt
Organism: Oryzias latipes (Japanese medaka)
Lineage: Eukaryota; Metazoa; Chordata; Actinopteri; Beloniformes; Adrianichthyidae
Product: aminoacyl tRNA synthase complex-interacting multifunctional protein 1
Molecular function (GO): tRNA binding
Source: RefSeq, a predicted model, not a curated record
GUGGUUUAAGGAGGAGCACCGUGACCUUUGACCUGCAGCCCCCGGCAGAGGGAGAUGGAUGCAGACAGCUGACAGCGCGAGGAUCUGAGCCGGGCGCGCUCCGUGACCUUCCUGUGUGCGACUGACCGACAACAUGGACGGCAACACGGACGACCUGUUCCACCCCAGUCUGGAGGAGACCAUCCUGAAACUGGAUCCGGAGGACGGCAAGCAGGUCAUGGAGUACUUCAAAGCCCACGCGCUGCUGAUUCGAGAAAAAAAUCUGCUGCAGGCCUCCAUCAGAGAGCAGAAGAAGCUGCUGGUGGAAAACGCCAAACUGAAGAACGACAUCGCACAGCUGCGAUCUCAGCUGCAGGACAAGCAGGACAAGAAGCGCCGCGCCGGCAAAGCUUUGCUGUCACAAGCCCCGCCCCCAAAUAACAAUGACCACACCCCAGCCCUGUCUAACGACCAGCCUGCUUCCAAAACUGGAGCCACAGCCGCUCAACCUGUCAAUCAUCUUCCUCCCUCCCCUUCCUCCCAUGAGGGGGGGGACAGACGGGGGAGAAGAAGAAGAGGAGAGCGGAGAGCCCCUCCCACGUCUGACCCCUUCUGUCUGGGGGCGGAGCCCCGCAUGGACGCCUCACGCCUGGACCUACGGGUGGGACGGCUCCUCAGUGUUAGGCCCCACCCACUGAGCGACGGCCUGAGCGUCCAGGAAGUGGACGUGGGAGAAAACGGCCCCCGAACGGUGGUCAGCAAGCAGGGGGGGGGGACGCACCUGGAUGAGCGCUCCCUGGUGGUGGUUUUGUGCAACGUCAAAGCCUCCAAGUUAAGGGGUGUGGUCUCCCAGGCACGCCUCCUCUGUUGCUCCGCCUCCGAUGACUGCGUGGAGAUGCUGGCCCCCCCUGUAGGCUCCGCCCCAGGCGACAGAGUCACUUUCCUCAGCUACCCUGGCGACCCGGACCGGGAGCUGCAGUCCAAACAGCGGGUCUGGGAGGUGCUGAAGACCGACCUGCAGGUGGACUGCAGGGGCGUGGCCAACUACAAGGGCUGCGCGUUCGAGGUGAAGGGGAAGGGGCUGUGCCGCGCCCCCUCCCUGGUCAACUGUGCCAUCAGAUAGAUCCUCCUGAGGCGCUUCUGCUGCAGAACCCGGAUGAGGAAGACACCGCUGAACGUUUAAAAAGAAAACGUCCUAAAGACGAAUGAAUGAAGCUUCAGUCUGCCCUCAGUUUGUGUCUCAAGUUUCUAAAAGUUUCAGGUCAAACUUUUCAAACAAAUCUGUCAAAGACGUUCAUUAAAGAGUCUAUUAAACGUGACAUUCUCUGUUCCUAACAGCAGAUUACAACAACCUACGGUCCACUUUCUGACUCUAGCAGUUCAAACAGAAAUGUCUUCUUUAUCAACUUCUCUGUUUAACAGUUGACUGACUCUGACUCUGUUCUUCUGCCGCCAGCCCCGACCCUCGCCUGGAUUUUGACCUUCCUGCCUCUCCUCUCAUGAUCUGAUGCCUGUUACUGACCCCUCCAUGCCUGACCCUGAUUCACCUUUGUAGACUUUUAACUGAGCUAAUAAACCUGCUGAAUUUGGA